AAGUCGUCUUCCUUGUCCGUUUUGAGAACAAGCCUGUCCGUGCUCCAGCCGGCCAUCGCAGCCUAGCAACGCGUAUUUGCAUCGCGAGAGCAGGGCAGCUAGCUGAUUCGAACGCAGAUGGCGGAACCCUCGAGCCUGCGUCCGAGAUACAACCCAACUCCAUGCUCUCCGUCGGCGAAAGAUUGUCUUCGAGAUAAAUCGGGCCAGACUUGGACUCCCCUGCUGUCUUGCCCUGCCGGAUAUCCCCAAGAACUGUUCGAAACAUCCCUAGAACAGAUGGUACACCACCCAGAGUAUAACUCUACGCUGAUCCUGCGAUCGGAAUGCUUGUCUGACAAGAAAGAUGAUUUUCCUGAAGGAAUACCGGCGCUCGAGGACCUGACUCCUACGCGAUGCAUCCGCAGGAAACUGCUCCCCAGGCGACCUGGGAGGGACUCCGCCUUGGAGCAGUAUUGUACCUUCUAUCGCUUGCCCACGGACCACGCGCCCUCUGUCCUCGUCCUCACGCCCAUCGUCCCUGACGGUGAAUCCCUGCCUUACUACCAUCCGGCUGUUCGCCAUCUUGCAUUCCGCUAUAUCGCGCCCACUGCCGAAAACGAAGAAGCGACCCUCCGCCUCGAGAUCGUUCCACUACCGGAAACGCCUACGGAUGUCAGCUCUCGCCUGUACCGCACCGGCCUUGCGCUCCUCGAGACCGCGCACCGCUACGGCUGGGGCGCGCUGACGCAGUACAAGAAGCGGGUGCAUCACGACUGCCUCGUCCCGCGGGAGCCGUAUCAGGAUCUGUAUCUCGUCAUGAGGGAGCGCCAUCGACAUCUGGUGGAUGAGUGGCAGGAGAGCACGGAUCCGCUGAAGCAUGUGUUCGAGGAUAUAGGAAUCGCGACGUAUCUGAUGCUUCUGUGGAAGUAUACGUACGCCGAGGACGCACACGGAGACUCGUCGACGCCGUUAGCAGACGAAUCACUACGCGAGGAGCCGUGGAAGAAAUGGCCGCGACCGCCCGGCGGAUUCGUCGAUCUCGGCUGCGGCAACGGGCUCCUCACCCACAUCCUCGCCAGCGAAGGCUACGCCGGCCACGGCUUCGACGUCCGCGCGCGCACCUCCUGGUCGCACUACCCGUCCGCCACGCAAGCCCGCCUGCGCGUGCACGCCUUCGAUCCCACUGCCACCACCACUGCCACCCCUAGCACCCUCCUCCCUCCCCACGCCUUCCUCAUCGGCAACCACGCGGACGAGCUCACGCCCUGGAUCCCCGUGCUCGCCACGCUCCACGCCGCCUCCGGUUACCUCUCCAUCCCCUGCUGCGCCUGGGCCUUCGACACCAAGUACCAGCGCUCGCGCUGGGCGCCGUAUCCCACGCCCGACGGCUUCGUCGAGGGUCUGAACCUCGGCGGCGGAGGCGCCGUCGCCAGCGGGUACUCGAUGUACCGCGUCUGGCUGGCGAGCCUGAGCCUGCACUGCGGCUGGGAGGUCGAGACGGAGGCACUAAGGAUACCAAGCACGCGGAAUUGGGCGAUCGUCGGGCGUAAACGAGUUGCUGAGAAGAUCGAGGAGGGUAGAGACAACGCGGCGCGCAUCGUGGAGGAAGUUCGCUCAAGGGGUUCUUUCGCGGCGAGGAGACCCGAAGGAAAGGCCGGAGAGCAUUAG
Schizophyllum commune H4-8 is the source of this 1647-nucleotide messenger RNA. RefSeq names its product DUF1613-domain-containing protein. The transcript has 5 exons. Gene Ontology annotation, molecular function: tRNA (uridine) methyltransferase activity. Gene Ontology annotation, biological process: tRNA methylation. Lineage: Eukaryota; Fungi; Basidiomycota; Agaricomycetes; Agaricales; Schizophyllaceae. The record is from RefSeq and is a predicted model, not a curated record. The coding region runs from base 118 to 1647 and encodes 509 amino acids.